ACGCUACUCGGAGAGCUAGCAUGACAUGCGCAUGAAGGUCUAUCUCGCUAUGUUAGCAAAACAUUCAGCUAAUUCAUUCAGCUCGUGAUUAAUUAUUUUAAAGAAGAUCGUUAUCCUGCUACUUUACUAUAAAGUGUCGUAUGUCUGUCUUUAAUGACAGUCGAAAAUUUUGUCAGUAGCGAUUUAACGGUCACUGUUUGGCCUAAUCUGAUUAAACCAAUGUAGCUUGUGUGGGCUAACAGCAGACAGUAAGUUGACAAUGUUUGUGUAAACAAUGGACAAGAGUGUUUAACACAUUAUACAGCUGGAAGGUGGCGGUUAUUGUACUGACACCAAGUUUAAAGGUAAGUACGCUCACGCUCUUUCUUAGAAGGCCGUAAACGCGAGCAACAUGGCUGACGUGAAUUUUGUGUGUACUCUGGAAGUCUUUACAAAAGUAGAACAUGUCGUGUUUUAAUGAUUCUGUAUUUCGUAUUUGUGUAUGAAAAACGAAUUACCCAAGCUGGAAAUCUCAGAAAAGGAAGGCGCGAUCCCUAAGAGGAAGUGUUGUGACAUCAAGCCGCAGAAGGUUUUGUUGAAUGCAGUUAACCAAUCAGCUUUGUGGUCCAGUUGGAGGAUGAUCACGUUCAUCCUGAUGGUGAACCGCCAGGGUCAAACACGUUUAUCCAGGUACUAUCAGCCAGUCAAGCUCAGCCAGCGGGUGGCGCUGGAGGCCGAUGUGGUCCGCUGCUGUCUGAGCCGGAAGCGAGACCAGUGUUCCUUUGUGGAGUACAAAGACUUCAAACUGGUGUUCCGCCAGUAUGCUGCCCUCUACAUCGUGGUGGGCAUCACAGAUGAUGAGAACGAGUUGUCAGUCUACGAGCUGCUGCAGAACUUUGUGGAAGUUUUGGAUAAAUACUUCAGCCGGGUGAGUGAACUGGAUAUCAUGUUCAACCUGGACCGAGUGCACGUCAUCCUGGAUGAGAUGAUCCAGAAUGGACACAUCGUGGAGACCAACAAGAGCAGCAUCCUGUCGCCGCUCACGGCUCUUGACAAGAUGGCCGACAGCUGACACCAACAGGAAGAGAGUCUGUGUUGGAAAAAUGCUGGCGUUCCAAACGAUGUCGUGUAUUUUGUAUUCUUUCGAAAGGAACAAGUUUCAUUCGUUACAUUUUCUUCCCGCCAAGCUGUGACGUGAUCGGACGUCAUUCUUCUGUCGUUGCCUCCUGGUGGCCAUCCCAAAGAACACGAGAGCAGCUUCUUGCUACUUUGCAAACAUUUUAAUGAUCUUUUUUUUUUUUGGAGCAAACACGUUUGAAAAUAUCUGUUCAGUUCAAACUGCAACUUGAGUUAAAUAAAUGUUUAUAAUAUACAAAGAAAA
Dunckerocampus dactyliophorus (ringed pipefish) is the source of this 1360-nucleotide messenger RNA. It is a transcript of the gene ap4s1, whose product is annotated as adaptor related protein complex 4 subunit sigma 1. Gene Ontology annotation, biological process: protein transport; vesicle-mediated transport. The coding region runs from base 482 to 1051 and encodes 189 amino acids. The record is from RefSeq and is a predicted model, not a curated record. Gene Ontology annotation, cellular component: intracellular membrane-bounded organelle. The transcript is spliced from 5 exons. Lineage: Eukaryota; Metazoa; Chordata; Actinopteri; Syngnathiformes; Syngnathidae.